AUGGUGAAGAUAAAGCAUCUCCUCUUCACUGCCGUCACUUCUUCUGCGGUGCUUGUCAUCGCCGUUCGUUGCCGUUCACUCCCCGGUUCGCCACCUCUUCGUUGCCGUGUUCGCCACCUCUCCGGUCGCCACUUCUACCGUGACCGUUGUCCUGCUCUCGUGCUCUUCUGCAUCCUCCAUUUCAACCUACAUAAUAUGGCAGUAUUCAGCACUUAUGUAUAUGAAGUGGAAUAUGGCAGUGACUUUGGUUCUUAUACUAGAGUAAGAGCACAUUUAUUGAAGAUUUCAGGAAAAGGAAUUAGAUUUUAUGCAAAAGUUACAUCAACAAAGUUUGAAGAACUUAAAAAACUUGAUAGUGAAAGUACAUUGUUGCAUGAAAGUAAAAAGGCUAAGUCAAUUCCUCUUCCACCCUUAUCUAAUGCAAGUGAAAUUGAUUCAAGAAAAAGAAGAGCUACUGGACCUUUAGAGAAAGCUUUUAAUGUGAAUGCAAGGGAGACUCUAGAUUUACAUAUUACUAGAAUAUUUUUUUCAUCUGGAUUACCUUUUCAUCUAGCAAAAAAUCCGUAUUUUGUCAAAGCUUUUUCUUAUGCUGCCAAUAAUUAUAUUGAUGGUUAUAUUCCUCCUGGAUAUAAUAAAUUGAGGACAACUUUGCUUGAGAAAGAGAAGCAACAUGUGGAGAGAAUGUUAGAACCUACUAAGAAUUCAUGGAGUGGAAAGGGAGUGAGCAUUGUAAGUGAUGGAUGGAGUGAUCCCCAAAGGAGGCAUCUUCUUAAUUUUAUGGCUGUAACUGAAAGUGGGCCUAUGUUUUUGAAAGCUGUAGAUUGUUCAGAUGAAAUCAAAGACAAGGAUUAUGUUGCAAAGCAAAUAAGAGAUGUCAUAAGAGAAGUCGGUCUCUCAAAUGUAGUGCAGAUUGUGACUGAUAAUGCGCCGGUUUGUAAAGCGGCUGGUUUAUUGAUUGAAGCUGAAUUUCCAUCUGUUUUUUGGACUCCUUGUGUUGUUCAUACUCUCAACCUUGCUUUAAAAGACAUUUGUGCAGCUAAGAAUACAAAGAAGAAUAAUUUUGCCUAUCAAGAAUGCUCAUGGAUUACUCAAAUUGAUGACGAUGUUUCUUUUAUAAAAAAUUUUAUUGUUAAUCAUCAUACGAGGUUAUCUAUUUUCAAUGAAUUUAAUACAUUGAAGUUGCUUAAUGUUGCUCCUACUCGAUUUGCUUCUACUAUUGUGAUGCUCAAAAGAUUUAGGUUGUUAAAGCAAGGCCUCAAAGAGAUGGUUAUAAGUGAGAAGUGGUCUUCAUACAAGGAAGAUAAUAUUGGCAGAGUUAAGAAAGUAAAAAGUGCUAUAUAUCUCUAUGAAAGAAAAGAUGAACAAGAGUCAUCGUCCUUCUACGAUGUUGUGCACUCAAUAUUAGUUCAAAGAUGGACAAAAAGUAGCACACCUCUUCAUUGUUUAACACAUUCAUUGAAUCCAAGGUAUUAUAGCCACCAAUGGUUGAAAGAAGAUCUUACACGAGUUUCUCCUCAUCAAGAUAUUGAGAACACUAAUGAGAGAGUUAAAUGCUUGAAGAGGUAUUUUCCUAAUGAAGAAGAGAGGAGAAAGGUAAACAUUGAAUUUGCAAGCUUUUCUGAUGGUAGAGGUGUCUUUGAUGAUUAUGACUCUUUGAAUGAUAGAGGCAUAGUUGAUGCAAAGUCUUGGUGGCUAAUUCAUGGUAGUAAAGCAAAAUUUCUUCAACCAAUUGCUCUUAGGCUACUAGGGCAACCAUCUUCAUCUUCUUGUUGUGAAAGGAAUUGGAGCACAUAUUCUUUUAUCCAUUCCUUGAAAAGAAACAAGUUGAAGCCUAAACGUGCAGAAAAUUUAGUAUUUGUCCACACUAAUCUUCGUCUUCUUUCAAGAAAAACUCCACAAUAUAAUAAAGGAGAAACUAUGAUGUGGGAUAUUGCUGGAGAUGCUUUUUCACCAAUUGAUGAAGAAAAUGGUGUUUUUGAAGUUGCUCACCUUUCUCUUGAUGAACCGGAGUUGGAAAGAGUAACUUUUUCUAAUGAUGAAGAUAUCAACCAUAUAUGA
Messenger RNA from Arachis duranensis, 2058 nucleotides. RefSeq lists its product as uncharacterized. Bases 1 to 2058 code for a protein of 685 amino acids. Gene Ontology annotation, molecular function: protein dimerization activity. The record is from RefSeq and is a predicted model, not a curated record. Lineage: Eukaryota; Viridiplantae; Streptophyta; Magnoliopsida; Fabales; Fabaceae. The transcript is spliced from 6 exons.